Danio aesculapii is the source of this 4418-nucleotide messenger RNA. It is a transcript of the gene nckap1, whose product is annotated as NCK-associated protein 1. Bases 194 to 3580 code for a protein of 1128 amino acids. The transcript has 30 exons. The record is from RefSeq and is a predicted model, not a curated record. Gene Ontology annotation, cellular component: SCAR complex. NCBI's taxonomy places the organism in Eukaryota, Metazoa, Chordata, Actinopteri, Cypriniformes, Danionidae. Gene Ontology annotation, biological process: cell projection assembly; neuron projection morphogenesis; cell morphogenesis.
GCCGGAAGCAGCCUCGUUCUGGCCGUCAGGGCAACACCUAGAAAAAAAAUACAUCCCCGACGACGCGCCUGAAGCCCCUAACAUGGGCGAAUUUUAACACUAAAAACCGACUCAUUUUUGCACCUUAUCCUAUAACACUACCCAAGGAAUCCUUUCGGUUGCGAUUAAGCUCGUUUUGACGGUCGUUGGAGCCAUGUCUCGGGGCGCGAUGCAGCCGAGCCAGCAGAAGCUGGCGGAGAAACUGACGAUCCUCAACGACCGCGGCAUCGGGAUGCUCACACGCAUCUACAACAUCAAAAAGGCCUGUGGAGAUCCCAAGGCAAAGCCUUCCUACCUGAUUGACAAAAACCUGGAGUCAGCCGUGAAAUUCAUUGUCAGAAAAUUCCCAGCCGUUGAGACCCGCAACAACAACCAACAGCUUGCACAGCUACAAAAAGAAAAGUCAGAAAUACUGAAGAAUUUAGCUCUAUAUUACUUCACCUUUGUGGACGUUAUGGAAUUUAAGGACCACGUUUGUGAACUGCUGAACACUAUUGACGCUUGUCAAGUUUUCUUUGACAUUACUGUAAAUUUUGACCUCACAAAGAACUACCUGGACUUGGUAGUGACGUACACUACCCUGAUGUUGCUGCUUUCCCGAAUUGAAGAGCGCAAAGCGAUAAUCGGCCUCUACAACUAUGCCCACGAAAUGACACACGGUUCAAGUGAUCGAGAAUAUCCCAGGCUUGGACAGAUGAUUGUGGAUUACGAGAACCCACUAAAAAAGAUGAUGGAGGAGUUUGUCCCUCAUGGAAAAUCGCUGUCAGAUGCGCUGGUCUCCUUGCAGAUGGUGUACCCACGCCGGAAUCUGUCUGCAGAUCAGUGGAGAAACGCUCAGCUGCUCAGUUUGAUUAGUGCUCCCAGCACCAUGCUCAACCCAGCUCAGUCUGACACGAUGCCCUGUGAAUACCUAUCCCUGGACACCAUGGAGAAAUGGAUCGUUUUCGGCUUUAUCUUGUGUCAUGCGGCUCUGAACAGUGACCCUGCAGCUCUCAGUCUGUGGAAGUUGGCCCUUCAGAGCAGUUCCUGUCUCUGUCUGUUCAGGGACGAGGUCUUCCACAUUCACAAAGCUGCAGAGGAUCUCUUCGUAAACAUUCGUGGCUACAACAAACGUGUCAAUGAUAUCCGUGAAUGCAAAGAAUCUGCUCUUUCACAUGCGGGCUCCAUGCACAGAGAACGGCGUAAGUUCUUGAGGUCUGCCCUGAAAGAGCUGGCCACAGUGCUGGCGGAUCAGCCUGGACUGCUGGGUCCGAAGGCUCUGUUUGUGUUCAUGGCGCUCUCCUUUGCCCGAGAUGAGAUCAUUUGGCUGCUCAGACAUGCCGACAACAUUCAAAAGAAAAGCACAGAUGACUUAAUUGACAAGCACAUUGCAGAAUUGAUCUUCUACAUGGAGGAGUUGAGGGCUCAUGUACGGAAAUACGGCCCGGUGAUGCAGAGGUACUACGUUCAGUACCUGUCCGGCUUUGACGCAGUGGUGCUCAACGAGCUUGUACAGAACCUGUCCGUGUGCCCAGAAGAUGAAUCCAUUAUUAUGUCGUCGUUCGUAAACACUAUGACCUCUCUCAGUGUUAAACAAGUUGAAGAUGGCGAAGUGUUUGAUUUCAGAGGGAUGAGGCUGGACUGGUUCAGACUUCAGGCUUACACCAGCGUGUCCAAGGCUUCGCUGGGACUGGCAGAUCACAGAGAACUGGGAAAGAUGAUGAACACCAUCAUCUUCCACACCAAGAUGGUGGACUCUCUGGUGGAGAUGCUUGUGGAGACUUCUGAUCUCUCCAUAUUCUGUUUUUACAGCCGCGCCUUUGAAAAGAUGUUCCAGCAGUGUCUUGAACUGCCGUCCCAGUCUCGAUACUCCAUCUCCUUCCCACUGCUCUGCACCCACUUUAUGAGCUGCACUCAUGAGCUCUGCCCUGAAGAGAGGCACCACAUCGGAGACCGCAGCCUGUCCCUUUGCAACAUGUUCCUGGACGAGAUGGCCAAGCAAGCCCGCAACCUCAUCACAGACAUAUGCACAGAGCAGUGCACCCUGAGCGACCAGCUACUGCCAAAACAUUGUGCCAAAACCAUCAGUCAGGCCGUGAACAAGAAGUCGAAAAAGCAGACUGGAAAGAAGGGAGAACCGGAGCGAGAGAAACCUGGCGUGGAGAGCAUGAGGAAGAACAGACUCCUGGUCACCAAUCUGGAUAAACUGCACACUGCUCUGUCCGAGCUCUGCUUCUCCAUCAACUACGUCCCCAACAUGAUGGUCUGGGAGCACACCUUUACCCCACGCGAGUACCUGACCUCCCACCUUGAGAUUCGCUUCACUAAGUCUAUAGUCGGGAUGACCAUGUACAACCAGACAACACAGGAGAUCGCCAAACCAUCAGAGUUGCUCACUAGCGUUCGGGCCUACAUGACAGUGCUGCAGUCCAUUGAGAAUUAUGUGCAGAUUGACAUCACCAGAGUCUUUAACAAUGUGCUGCUCCAGCAAACCCAACACCUAGACAGCCACGGAGAGCCAACCAUCACCAGCCUCUACACUAACUGGUAUCUGGAGACUUUACUGCGGCAGGUCAGCAACGGUCACAUCGCGUACUUUCCUGCUAUGAAAGCCUUCGUCAACUUGCCCACGGAGAAUGAGCUGACCUUUAACGCAGAGGAGUAUUCUGAUAUAUCUGAAAUGCGCUCUCUGUCAGAGCUGCUGGGUCCGUAUGGGAUGAAGUUCCUCAGCGAGAGCCUCAUGUGGCACAUCUCAUCUCAAGUUGCAGAACUGAAGAAACUUGUGGUGGACAAUGUGGAGGUUUUGACCCAGAUGAGGACCAGCUUUGACAAGCCGGACCAUAUGGCAGCCCUCUUUAAGAGGCUAACAUCGGUCGACAGCGUGCUAAAACGGAUGACCAUCAUCGGUGUGAUUUUGUCGUUCCGCUCUCUGGCUCAGGAAGCUCUCAGAGAUGUGCUGUCCUGCCACAUUCCCUUCCUGGUGAGCUCAGUUGAAGACUUCAAAGAUCACAUUCCUCGUGAAACUGACAUGAAGGUGGCCAUGAACGUGUACGAGCUGUCUUCUGCUGCAGGGCUGCCCUGUGAGAUUGACCCUGCUCUAGUAGUGGCGCUGUCAUCCCAGAAGUCUGAAAAUAUUAGCCCGGAGGAAGAGUACAAGAUCGCCUGCCUGUUGAUGGUCUUCGUGGCGGUUUCCAUGCCAACCCUGGCCAGCAACGUGAUGUCACAGUACAGUCCCGCAAUAGAAGGUCACUGCAACAACAUUCACUGUCUGGCUAAAGCGAUAAACCAGAUUGCCGCCGCUCUGUUCACGAUCCACAAGGGGAGCAUAGAGGAUCGCCUCAAAGAGUUCCUCGCCCUCGCCUCUUCCAGCCUGCUGAAGAUUGGACAGGAGACGGAUAAAACCACUACACGGAACAGAGAGUCUGUUUACCUGCUCCUGGACAUGAUCGUUCAAGAAUCGCCAUUCCUCACCAUGGACCUGUUGGAGUCCUGCUUUCCAUACGUCCUGCUCCGAAACGCCUAUCACGCCGUAUACAAGCAGUCGGUAUCUUCUUCAGCAUAAGAGCACUCCAGGGGUGGACACUUCAACUCUCAUUCCAUAUUCCUCCGUAGGAUUCUCCGAUGUUAUAGUCUUACAAGACUUUCGAUGGGAUCAAAACUUUUAUGACACUGAAUAAAGAGGGAAAAAUGGCAAAAAAAAUAAUUAUAAUAAUUUGUUUAUUGACCACUUACAAUAAUCAAGUUUGAUCCCAGGGACUAGUGACACUAAGUAUCAUUUUUGACCAUUUAUUUUGGUUUGUGUUUUAAUUUGCAAUGGUUAAACUUGGAAACAAACACAUUAAAUAGUUAAUUGUGAGUGUUGGGAUGUGGGGGGGGAGGGCAGGGGUGAAUUGUUAAAAACUACAUGAUGCUAAAUGCUUGUUCUGAUAACAGAUGCCUCUAUGAAACAGUGAUUUUUCUUUUCUUUUUCUUUUUUGGAUGUUGUUCUAGAUCUAAUCUGUGUGGGUUACUGCGUGCUUCUCUCUCUCCCUCCCUGUGAAUUUGCAUUUAUUUUCAUUACACUUUGUGUUCCUUUUACAUACUUGCCAAAUUAAUGAAUAUAACAGCAUCUCAUUUGGAUUGAAACGGCAGAAUUGUGCAUAACUACAUGUUCUAAAAGCAACCUAGUGUUGUUUGUACAAAGCAUAGUAUAAUUUUUUAACUAACUUUCAUGAUGCCUUGUGGCAUUGACACUCCAUUGUACCCGUCUGUGAGCUAUAAUAAACAUUCUUACAUAUUUAUUGAAUGUUUAUCAGUCGUUUCCCCCUUUCCUCCUCUCCCUUAACCGGUUUUUAUAUGUUUUGAAUUUUUUGGAAAUGACAAUGUAUCUUCCAUAACAUGAAUAAACAUCAGGUCAUAUA